UGAAAUACUAUUUGCGUUCCGUUUGCGUAUUAUUUUCCGUUAUCACCCGAUAUUUAUACGAAAAGAGGAAAUACCACAGUGCGGUUUGAUUACUGAAACCUCAAUGUUUUGUUACACAUGUAGGCCAAACUAACGUUAUCGAAAUAAGACGUAAAUACCUUUUACUACUUAUAGUUAUCAUUUCUAACAGGUAUUGGUACAUAUCCGAGUGGUUUAAGGUGGUGACAAUCCAGAGUGAUGUUUCGGGCGACAUGCCUUUUUCAAAAUUGUAUAAAGGAAAUAUUGGUAACAUCACUACUAAUGACCCAAGAAAUGACCUAGCUUUGCAAGUAGAAGCUACUAGGGCAGGUGUUACUUCCAGAACAAACAUUCUUGCUCAUGCAUCAUGUGGACCCUUCUGUGGACAAGGCAUAGAGCAAGAGGUAGUAACUAUGGAACCAUUGAUUGAAAAAGAAAGUGCAGUGGACUUGGAAGCUGCUAAGGGUAAAGGGAAUGCCGGUAAGUUAACGUAA
Acanthoscelides obtectus is the source of this 512-nucleotide messenger RNA. The record is from the annotation of a GenBank genome assembly. Lineage: Eukaryota; Metazoa; Arthropoda; Insecta; Coleoptera; Chrysomelidae.